AUGGUACCUGAUUCUUGGCAAGCAGUGUCCGACAAAUACAUAACAGCCCUGCAUGGCCUCGUCGCUGUUGCUGUUAGCACAGCUGUGGCGCCUAUUGAGCGAGUCCAUCUCCUGAUUCAAAAUCAGAAUGAGUUGAUAAAAUUGGGCCACCUAUCUACUCCUUACAAGGGCAUGAGGGACUGCUUUUGCCGAACAAUCAAACAGGAAGGCAUCACUUCCCUGUGGCGAGGGAAUAGUGUGAACAUUCUCAAAGUCUUUACUUCUCAGGCUUUAGUUUUUGCCAUCUAUAAGAACUCUUGGUACAGGGUGGCUAAGAAUGAUGAUUAUGGUAAUUUUAAGUUUCAUGCUGCUGUUGUAUCUGCAACAUUGAUUCAGUAUCCACUGGAUUACGCUCAUACACGUCUUGCCAAUGAUGUCAAAGCUGCCAGAGGACUUCAAUUUUCCUUGGACUCUGCUCAAAAAAAUCUUAUUAAGGAUUUUGGAACUAGGAAGUACACUAGUAUGUUUGAUGUAUACAAACAGACUAUUAAAACGGAGGGCAUGCUUGGACUCUACAGAGGAUACAACUAG
Molecule: messenger RNA, 570 nt
Organism: Chenopodium quinoa (quinoa)
Lineage: Eukaryota; Viridiplantae; Streptophyta; Magnoliopsida; Caryophyllales; Amaranthaceae
Product: ADP,ATP carrier protein 1, mitochondrial-like
Exons: 3
Coding region: 1-570 (189 amino acids)
Biological process (GO): mitochondrial ATP transmembrane transport; mitochondrial ADP transmembrane transport
Cellular component (GO): mitochondrial inner membrane
Molecular function (GO): ATP:ADP antiporter activity
Source: RefSeq, a predicted model, not a curated record